CAAUCUUAUAUGCGAAGCGGCUCAUGCAGAUAUUCUGAAGUGACCUCGCACGUUGCUUCUCAUUUUGCUGGUCGUCCAAGCCUUGACAUCAACAUGGCGUCAAACACGAAAGCUUUGCGCUCAUCUAUCACAGACGGCAUAGCAAUCACUCCAAGAUAUCGAGAAAGACAACUUGCUUCUCUCCACACAAAUUUAUCCGCCAAGCGGGAAGCCUUACUUGACGCCUUGUACGAUACUUUGGCACUUUCGAAACCCGAAGCCACGGUCGAAUAUACUUUGACUCUGGAUGCUAUCAAGACGUUUCAUGACCGCUGUGACCCUCAAAUAUGCAACGAAGAGGAGUAUUCCAUUGCAAAUUCGAAAGACUACAAGAAUCAGCGCUCGCCUUACGGAUACGCAUACAUAGUGCCUCCUAAACGCGGAUCACUCUACGCAACGAUCGUUCCCAUUGCAGCAGCAAUCGCUUCUGGCAAUGCAGUACUACUACAAAGAUCAUCUCAAGGAAAUUCCCUGGUAUCACAACUGGAGAAAAUCCUUCACAAGGCCUUAUCUGCUGAAACUUUUGCGUAUGUUGACCGAGACCCGUUUGAUCCUAAAUUUCAACAGAACAGAGGUCUCCUCUUCGAAGCUCAGUCACCGGCCAGUGCUACGAGUAGCUUUAGACGUAUUUGUUGUCCAAACUCACGCACUGCUGCCAUUGUGGACAGAAGUGGAGACAUGAGGGUCGCUGCAAGAGACUUGGUCCAGGCACGUUUUGCAUUCGGAGGCUCGUCUUCAUAUGCUCCGGAUAUUGUGCUGGUCAAUGAGUUCAAGAUAAAAGAGUUUAGCGAAGCCGUGGUAGAGGUUGGCUUGCGAUAUUUAUCGCAGGGAGUUAACGGUACAUCCUCAAACCGCGGAAACGGUGCUGCAGAAACGGAGCUUGACAAAACCCUUGAGAAGAUUGGAACGACAUUAGUCUCUGGGGACAGAGGUAAAGUCGUUUUACUUCGAUCGCGAGACCUCCAGCUGCUCGUACAAAAGAUUACGACACCAACACUGAUCAUUCUCCCUAUCUCGAGUAUGGACGAUGCCAUAGAUCUGCUGAAUUCUGGAGAAAAUACGCUUCUCGCAAAUUACGUUUAUGCUGCUCCUCCUGCAGGCAAGUAUAUUACCCAAUUUGUUAGGUCUUCAGCAUCCUUCGUGAAUCAUAUUCCGGCCGAGUUGCUCGUUGGGUAUGCUGCUCCAAACGGGUUUUACCCCUCAGUUCAUCCUCGAUAUACGACCGAAAUGUUUUCAACACCGUCUCCCACAGUUAUCAAUAAGACCCCUAGCUCGAAAGCAAUCGAUGAUUUCAUAUCUCAUGCUGGCUCAAGGCAACGAAAACAUUUUGAAACAUUAUACAACGUCACUCUCAAACAGAUGAAAGAGCCGUGGGGUCCAAAGAUUGGGUUCUUCGAGCAAGGAUUCCUCUUCAAUGCUAGCUUUAUUCUGUGCGGAGUUGUAGCAGGAACGAUUUGCGGAGUCAAGUUCGGGUAUCCUACAGUUGUUUCCAUGUUCCAUAAAUAGCUUUCCUACGUAGAUGUAAUCUUAGUCGUUGAAUUUGAAGUGCCGAAAAAAAUGUCGAAUUCUUC
Messenger RNA from Verruconis gallopava, 1610 nucleotides. RefSeq lists its product as uncharacterized. Lineage: Eukaryota; Fungi; Ascomycota; Dothideomycetes; Venturiales; Sympoventuriaceae. The coding region runs from base 10 to 1545 and encodes 511 amino acids. The record is from RefSeq and is a predicted model, not a curated record. Gene Ontology annotation, molecular function: oxidoreductase activity, acting on the aldehyde or oxo group of donors, NAD or NADP as acceptor. The transcript has a single exon.